Messenger RNA from Paramuricea clavata, 13335 nucleotides. NCBI's taxonomy places the organism in Eukaryota, Metazoa, Cnidaria, Anthozoa, Malacalcyonacea, Plexauridae. The record is from the annotation of a GenBank genome assembly.
GGGUAAAAGCAUUUGGGCGCAGCCUUGGGUUCUAUGGCUUUCCUGGAAGAAUACGUCAAUGGCAAGGUAGAGGACUGGGUUAGCCAAAUUGUCAAGCUAGCUGAAUUCACAGCGUCACAUCCACAAGCCUGCUAUGCCGCCUUCACCUUUGGCCUCCGCCAUCGAUGGACGUAUUUUCUUAGAACACUUCCAGAUAUAGAAGAUUUACUGGAGCCCUUGGAGCGUGCUAUUGCUGAUGUCCUGAUACCAUCAAUUACGGAUCAUCACUGUACAAAGAGUGAAAGGGAUCUCCUGGCACUCCCAGUACGAAUGGGCGGUCUUGGCCUUAUAAAUCCGAGACAGGAUGCAGCACUGCAGUACGAAACGUCGAUAAAGACCACAGCGCCACUGGUAGAGAAAAUUAUCGCACAAGCCUACGAAAUUCCAGAUGACUCUGUUAUUCACACACUGCAGCAGAAUGCGCGAAAUGAAAAGAACGAAGUACUUCAGGCUAAACGGGAUGGUAUUAAGAACUCUCUACCCCCGAAAACACGGCGUGCUAUGGAACUAGCAACUGAAAAAGGUGCAUCCAACUGGCUAACAGUUAUCCCCAUUAAGGAAAUGGACUACAAUCUGAACAAGGGUGAGUUUCGAGACGCAGUAAAGCUGAGAUAUGAGUGGAAAAUUGCUGAUAAGCCAUCAGUAUGCGUGUGUGGCGAUACUUUCAAUAUUGAUCACGCAAUGAUCUGCAAGCGAGGUGGGUUCAUCAUACAGCGCCACAACGAGCUGCGAGAUCUUGAGGCUGAUAUGCUUAACAUCGUCUGCAAUGAUGUCGAGGUUGAACCCGUUCUUCAAGAGUUAACUGGCGAGGUUUUACCAAGUGGAGCAAAUACAGCACCCGACGCUCGCCUAGAUAUCCACGCUCGAGGGUUUUGGGAGAAACAAAGGUCCGCGUUCUUUGACGUUAGGGUUUGUCACCCCAACGCGGAAUCCUACAAAGACCUGAGCCCUCAACAGAUAUACAGGCAACAUGAAAACGAGAAGAGGAUGUAUGCCCAAAGAGUGAUGGAGAUAGAACACGGAACGUUUACACCAUUAGUAUUUACAACGACUGGAGGCAUGAGUGAAGAGUGCAAGAGGUAUCAUAGCAGAUUGGCGAGCUCAUAGCAGCGAAGAAAGGCGAAGACUACUCUACGACCAUGUCCUGGAUACGAGCCAAGGUCUCCUUUGCCAUCUUGCGGUCAGCUCUACUUUGUCUCAGAGGGACUAGAGCACCCAGGAGGAUAACAACGAACGUUCAAGAAACGGACUUCGAAGUAGACAAUUCUCGUGCCAAAAUUUAGGCUUAGACUUUUACCAUAAAUUCUUACUAUAACAUAUACUAUAACAUACUACAACAAUUUAGACUCACUUCCUUGUAUAUACUAGUAAAUAGUUAUUAAUGUAGUAGGAUUAUUUUAUAAAUAAAUUAUUAUUGUUAUUAUAUUAUUAUUAUAUUAUUAAUAUUAUUAUUAUUAUAUUAUUAUAUUAUUAUUAUAUUACUAUUAUAUUAUUAUUAUAUUAUUAUUAUAUUCAAUUUUUUUUUUAAUAAUAAUAUGAUUCUUUUAAUUUUCAAAAUAUACAAUAAUGCUUUUGUUAUCAAUGACUAUAUUAAAUAAUCUGUUCUUUGGGCUUAAUUAAAAAAGUAUCUAAAUGUUUGUUGAAAUGUACAGUUAAAUUUUAAAAACAAACUCUGGAACAUAUACCGCUACAUAAUUAAAAUAUUUACCGCUAAGUAGCUAAAUAACGAAACUAACAUAUUCCGCUAAAUAACUAAUAUUCAAUUAUUAUAUUAUUAUUAUAUUAUUAUUAUUAUAUUAUUAUUAUAUUAUUAUUAUAUUAUUAUUAUAUUAUUAUUAUAUUAUUAUUAUAUUAUUAUUAUAUUAUUAUUGUAUUAUUAUUAUAUUAUUAUUAUAUUAUUAUUAUUAUAUUAUUAUUAUAUUAUUAUCAUAUUAUACUUUCUCUUCGUUUUCAGCAGUAACUUCCGCGGGUUUUGUCUUAAUGCUACUGUAAACACUAUGAUUCCACGAAUAUACCAGAUUGGGUAACAUGUCCACGUAUCUCACGGUUUUCUUGGCAGUAAAAUAACGCCUUCUUCGUCUUCAGAGUACGAAUCAGACGUUUCACCGUUCCGCGAUAGAAUCUAGAUCCUUGGUUUCGUUGUACGUGUUGUAUAGUUCGAUGUCCUCUUCUUUCAUCAGUGCACGUGCUCGGAAAUGUUUGUUUAAAAACUCGGUUCCUUGAUCCGUCAUGAUCUUUUCAGGUUUGCGUCCAGACGAUCAAAGUAACUUUGAAAGCUUCAACUAAGGUAGGACCCGUUUUGUUUUUCAACGGGACUACCAUGCAUAUUUGGAAAAGACAUCAACGCAAACGAGCAGAGCACGGUAACCGUCAUUAAACUAUUGUAUGGAUUGCAUGUCUGCCAGAUCCAUUUGCCACUGCUAGCUGAUCGAUGCCACCCACGAUGACGCGAUUUUGUUUAAAAAUGUGUGUGGCGACGCAUGGGUUUAUGCAACGUAUAUGCAUCUUGUUUCAUCAGCCAUUCUUUAAUUUCCUUACGGCUUAUCGCAAACGUCUGUACGAUCGCACCGCCAAAUCCUCCUGGACGUUUUGGAUCGUAAAAUUCGUCCAUGUUCACACGUGAAAUGAAGGAAUCGCUUCAUUCUUCAACGUUUUGAAUAUUAUCAUUGCGUUCGUCAUUUCGAAUAUUAUCAUUAAUUGGGUUCGUCAUUUGUCGAGGCAUUUUCAACAGGUUCGUAGUUCUUAAUGGUUUUACUACUGUAUCCCGCCUGCAAAUGUCCCUCGAGAUUGAGAUCGUUGUUUGCUAUGAUUUUUAUUGAUCUUUGGAUCUUUACUGGCAGAGCGGCCCAUGUUUGUCAAACACGCACUCUAUUAUGAAAAAUAUUUUUAUAGGUACACGCGAUUUUACGUAUAAAAACGCGUUUUUCCACCUUCAAAAACUCAAAAAGACAUAAAAAUGUUUCGUUCCGCUCCUGUCGAGAUAAUAUAUUAGAGGGGGAUAGCAAUGGUUGAAGGCCACGUGUGUGGCCGACAUACCACGCAUAAAACUCCCGCAGAAAAUUUUUGAAAUUUGAAACCCAGAAAUGCCAUUUCCUGCAUUCUGAGCAUCCAAAUUUGCUCUAAAAUUUAUGCUAACUACUGUAUUCUUGUGUUUAAAAUAAAAGAAGGAAUAAACGCACAAAAAAUAAAAUAAUUAUUAACAAUAAUUUAUCAUUACUUAGUGGUAUUAUUAUUAUUAUUAUUAUUAUUAUUAUUAUUAUUAUUAUUAUUAUUAUUAUUAUUAUUAUUAUUAAGGAAAUAAGGAAUGGGAAAGUCCGGACUUGUUAACUAUUUGAAAUAUCUGAUUGUCUUGUAUAUUUAUAUAUUUUCAUGUAUUCUGUCUUAUCAUUUUUAUUAGUUCAUAUAGUUGUGAUUCAAAUAGCCAAUUGUAAGUUACCUUAAAUUAUUGAGAUUUACAAUUGUAUAUAUAUAGUAUAUAACAAAAUUAUUAAAGUUUCCAUUAUUAUUAUUAUUAUUAUUAUUAUUAUUAUUAUUAUUAUUAUUAUUAUUAUUAUUAUUAUUAUUAUUAUUAUUAUUAUUAUUAUUAUUAUUAUUAUUAUUAUUAUUAUUACAACAUGGCCGCCGGAAAGCAAAGUUUGGGGUUGGCAUAAACUGCAUUUAUUUUAAACCUUUUGUGAUAGAUUUAUCAACUUUUACUUGCUCUUUGGAAACCUGAAUGCUUUUUAACUUUGAUGCUCAAUUAAGGAAGGAAAAUUUUGUGUGUUGGAGAAGAUGGUGUUUUAGUCAGCUAUUGGGUCAAUUUCAAGAAAUAUUUAUUAUACACGAUGUCGCGACAGCAGCGAUCGAAAUUAAAAUGGACAGAGCAAAUGAAUACAUGCAGAUCUGCUAGAAGGUAAGAAGAAAGCGAUGGAAUUCCUUAAAUCGGAAAACCCGCCAUGCCAUGUGAACGGCAAAAAGAAAGGCUAUAUACAAGUUAUGAAAGAUCUGUGGGACAAGAAAGGAUACGAACAUCUUGAAUUGAAGAGCCAAAACCUGCGAGAUCAAGCCGCCAGGCUUGAGAAAAUUAACGCUACAGCUGAGACUCGUCCUAUCGGUAAGGUAAGCGGCGGAGCGGUUAUCGAUGACGAAAGAGAGCAGACAUUAGAUGAAAACCAGAGAAGGCACAACACGAUUUCACAACAUGAAUUUAGCAAUUUUGAAAAUCAAAACACCAUUAGUCAAAAUGCAAAUUUGGAGGUAAACAGCAAUCUGGAUUUGCAUACAGACAAUGAUAUUGUCCAAAACAGUCACGAACGGCAAGAAACCGAAGCUGUAGAGGGCUUUGAAGUGACUAAUGACUGUCCUGGUGAACCACACGCCGGCAUACAUGAAGCAGGACGUCUACCCGACUAUGUUGCUGUUGAUAUACCAUCGAUUACCAUCUGGGGACGCAGAGCGGACGGCUCAAUAAUUACGGUCAACUUGUCAACCAUAAUUAAUGCAUACGAUGAAAUUACGCGAUGGCGUAAAAAUACUUUUCUCGUCCCGUAUGGCAAAGUUGGGCGAGACUUUAUCGACCAGCUAACACAACAUAUAAACGAUUGGAACAACGCAUCGCAAACACAACACAUAGCGCUGAAAGCUGCAAUUGUUCUCUUGGCAACGGCACUGCAAAAGCCAAGCGUAAAAUCGAAGGCAAAAGAUCACAAAGAGUGCUUGGAAAAACGACUAGCGCUAUGGAAAGAAGGAGAAGUCGAGAGCUUACUUCGUGAAGGCCGGUCCAUUCAAAAGCGUCUAGCAAAGGCUAAAAGGACGGAGCCUCCAAAUAAAGCGAAGAUAUUCGCCAAGUUGGUCAUGGAAGGUCAGAUCAAUUCUGCUUUGAGAUAUCUCAGUGAGGCUGAUUGUGAUGGAGUGUUGCCUUUGACUGACGACGUGAUGAGACAGCUUCAGGAGAAACACCCUGAGGCACAAGAGGCCAAACUUGGCUCGUUACUCUUCGGGCCAUUUGAGGAAGUGCACGAUUCGUUAUAUCAGCAGAUCGAUGGCGAAAUGAUACGCGAGACAGCAUUGCGAACCAAGGGCUCCGGCGGCCCUUCAGGAGUGGAUGCAAAUGGAUUCAAGCGUAUUUUCGCAUGUAAAUCGUUUAAGAAAUCAGGCGUAAACUUGUGUGAGGCAGUAGCAACAAUGACCCGGCGGCUAUGUACGGAAUACAUUGACCCGAGAACUAUCGAGCCUAUAUUAGCCAACAGGCUUAUACCUCUUGACAAAGGCGAGGGUGCGGUUCGUCCAAUUGGCGUCGGGGAAGUUAUCAGGAGGAUUGUCGGGAAAUGUGUUAUGAAAGUGAUUAAGCCCGACGUGAUUGAUGCCAGUGGCUAGCUACAGGUGUGCGCAGGUCUUAAGAGCGGAAGUGAGGCAGCUAUUCAUGCGAUGCACUCCAUAUUUGAAGCAGACGAGACAGAUGCCGUACUUCUGAUUGAUGCCUCAAACGCAUUCAACGCACUCAAUCGAGCGGCUGCACUCCACAACAUAACAGUUCUGUGUCCAUCUAUGUCAACCUACGCAAUCAACACCUAUCGCGAACCAGCUAGACUAUUUAUAUCUGGUGGAGGAGAGCUCAAGUCCACCGAGGGUACCACACAAGGGGAUCCCCUGGCCAUGGGGAUGUAUGCCAUCAGUCUUCAACCCCUGAUCACCGGAUUGAAUGUGUCAAGCAAUGUUAAGCAAUGUUGGUUUGCUGACGACGCAAGUGGCGCGGGAUUUCUGGAAGAUAUCAAGCGAUGGUGGGAACACCUGAAUGAAGCUGGCCCUAAUUUGGGAUACUUUCCAAAUGCUAAGAAAUGCUGGCUGAUCAUAAAGCGUGGAAAAGAAGAAAGUGCUCAUGCUAUUUUUGAUGGGACAGCGAUCAAUAUCUCUGCACAGGGGCAAAAGCAUUUGGGCGCAGCCUUGGGUUCGAUGGCUUUCCUGGAAGAAUACGUCAACGGCAAGGUAGAGGACUGGGUUAGCCAAAUCGUCAAGCUAGCUGAAUUCGCAGCGUCACACCCACAAGCCUGCUAUGCCGCCUUCACCUUUGGCCUCCGCCAUCGAUGGACGUAUUUUCUUAGAACACUUCCAGAUAUAGAAGAUUUACUGGAGCCCUUGGAGCGUGCUAUUGCUGAUGUCCUGAUACCAUCAAUUACGGAUCAUCACUGUACUAAGAGUGAAAGGGAUCUCCUGGCACUCCCAGUACGAAUGGGCGGUCUUGGCCUUGUAAAUCCUAGACAGGAUGCAGCACUGCAGUACGAAACGUCGAUAAAGACCACAGCGCCGCUGGUAGAGAAAAUUAUCGCACAAGCCUACGAAAUUCCAGAUGACUCUGUUAUUCACACACUGCAGCAGAAUGCGCGAAAUGAAAAGAACGAAGUACUUCAGGCUAAACGGGAUGGUAUUAAGAACUCUCUACCCCCGAAAACACGGCGUGCUAUGGAACUAGCAACUGAGAAAGGUGCAUCUAAACUGGUUAACAGUUAUCCCCAUUAAGGAAAUGGACUACAAUCUGAACAAGGGUGAGUUUCGAGACGCAGUAAAGCUGAGAUAUGAGUGGAAAAUUGCUGAUAAGCCAUCAGUAUGCGUGUGUGGCGAUACUUUCAAUAUUGAUCACGCAAUGAUCUGCAAGCGAGGUGGAUUCAUCAUACAGCGCCACAACGAGCUGCGAGAUCUUGAGGCUGAUAUGCUUAACAUCGUCUGUAAUGAUGUCGAGGUUGAACCCGUUCUUCAAGAGUUAACUGGCGAGGUUUUACCAAGAGGAGCAAAUACAGCAUCCGACGCUCGUCUAGAUAUCCACGCUCGAGGGUUUUGGGAGAAACAAAGGUCCGCGUUCUUUGACGUUAGGGUUUGUCACCCCAACGCGGAAUCCUACAAAGACCUGAGCCCUCAACAGAUAUACAGGCAACAUGAAAACGAGAAGAAGAGGAUGUAUGCCCAAAGAGUGAUGGAGAUAGAACACGGAACGUUUACACCAUUAGUAUUUACAACGACUGGAGGCAUGAGUGAAGAGUGCAAGAGGUAUCAUAGCAGAUUGGCCGAGCUCAUAGCAGCGAAGAAAGGCGAAGACUACUCUACGACCAUGUCCUGGAUACGAGCCAAGGUCUCCUUUGCUAUCUUGCGGUCAGCUCUACUUUGUCUCAGAGGGACUAGAGCACCCAGGAGGAUAACAACGAACGUUCAAGAAACGGACUUCGAAGUAGACAAUUCUCGUGCCAAAAUUUAGGCUUAGACUUUUACCAUAAAUUAACUGCUUACUAUAACAUAUACUAUAACAUACUACAACAAUUUAGAUUUUAUAAAUUAUUAUUAUUAUUAUUAUUAUUAUUAUUAUUAUUAUUAUUAUUAUUAUUAUUAUUAUUAUUAUUAUUAUUAUUAUUAUUAUUAUUAUUAUUAUGAACUAUAUUUCAACACGGUACAAUUUCACCUAUACUAAAAUUAAUUAUGUACAAGAUAUAAAAAGAAAAAAAGGUGAUCUUCCAACCGGCCGUGCUCACACAAGCAGAAAUAAGAAAUAAAUAGUUACAAGAAAAUUAUUUUAGGUAGAUGGAAACAAUGGCAGGAUUACUUUCAUGAUGUUAAUUUGCAUGCUUCAAGUUAGACUUAAAAUUAGCAAUAGUUGUUGAUGCUUUUACCGAUGCAGAAAGGCAGUUCCAGACUUCCGCACCUCUGUAGGAGAAUGCAUUUUUCAUACUAUUUGUUUUUGGUUUAGGCAAUGUCAAAUCGGCUCCCGACUGUCUUGUGUUAUGGUCGUGUACUUCACUCACAUUUGUGAACAUAUCAUACAAGUAAUCGGGGAUCAAUUUGUUUUUCACCUUGUACAUGAGAAUUGAAAGUUGUUGCAUUCUUCUUUUUUCGAGGUUCGGAACUUUUAGCUUGUUUAAUAUAUCAGCCGAUCGUGUCGUAUAAUUCUCACGAGUGAUUAUUCGAAACGCUCUGUUUUGUAAUUUUUGAACUUUAGCUGCUAAUGUUUUCCCUAAGCAACCCCACACUUGAGCACAAUAAUCGAAAUAAGGUUGAAUUAUGGAUUGGUAUAUUGUUAUUAAGGUAUUGAAUUCGACUGUAUCCCGGAGUCGUCUGAGAAAAGCAAGGCCUGAGGUAACCUUUUUGAAAUGUGUUCGACCUGCGCGGUCCAGUCUAAAGACUCUUCUAUCAUUAGGCCCAAUAAUUUUGUCAUUUCAACUCUCUUAAUUUCUAAGUUACCUACACUGAUAGCAGGAUCGGCAGUCACUUGACUAAGCCAUUUCUUGGAACCAAUUAUCAUAUAUUCGGUUUUACUAUUGUUCAGAGUUAAUUUGUUUGCGGACAGCCGAUUUGCAACAUUGUUUAAAUAUCUAUUUAAUGUUUCAGUGAUUACUUUGAUAUCGACACCUGAUGUUGCAAUUUGGUUAUCAUCCGCAAACAUAUCUGGUUUUGUCCCGUCGUUUAAACAUUUUGGUAAAUCAUUGAUGUAAAUUAGAAAUAACAAUGGGCCUAAACCAGAACCCUGAGGUAUGCCUGUUUCAUAAUUGAUGGACUUGAUAGUUUGCCAUUCACACAACGGCACUGGGUCUUAUUUGAUAGAUACGACUCCAGCCAGCGAUGUGCCGUUCCCUUUAUUCCAAAAGUUGCUAUUUUGUCUAAGAGUAUAUUGCGGUCGACAGUAUCGAAUGUUUUUUUCAGAUCCAGAAACACAAUCCCAUUUAGUUUCCCAAUGUCAAUAUUUGUAUACCACUCGUUGAUUAUGUCCAGUAAUGCUGUAACAGUUGAGUGAAGUGGUCUAAAUCCGUGUUGGGAGCUUGAAAGUAGAUUAUAGUUAUGUAAAUAAUUAUAAAUUUGGUUAUAAAUCAGCUUUUCCGCAAUUUUGGCAACUACUGAUAUAAUGGAUGUUGGUCUGUAGUUUGUCAUUUCAUCUUUAGCUUCAGACUUAAAGAUCGGAGUAAUUCUAGCGAUUUUCCAAUCAUUGGGAAGUAUGCUUGUUAAGAUUGACUGAUUGAAUAUUGAUGUUAGGGAUGGUGAAACAACUGCUGCCGAAAGUUUUAAGAUACGAGAGGAAAUACCAUCGAUUCCCGAUGCUUUAUUGGGCCCUAAACCAUGAAGUAUUUUCAAAGAUCAUUUUCUGAAAUUUCUUGAAAGCUAGGGAGCCCAUUAACUGGAUGAAUGAAUGAAUGAAUAUAUAAUUGAUCAUCCCUAAAAAGGGCUUUUCAGAAUCAAUAUACUAAAAUAGUUACAAGAGUGUAAUAGAAUCUAAGAUAGUAAAGUUAGAACUGCUAUACUAAAACUAUAUUUACAUUGUCUAUUUAAUACUUUAACAUAUAUGAAAUUAUUUGUCGAUUAAAAUUGUCUUAAAAAUUCUUUCUUCUAUCUAAUUAGUCCCCUAAAUACAUAUAGUUAUUGCUCCAUCCGAAACUGUCUCAAUAACUCUUUCUUCAAGUUAAAUUUAAAAACACUAAUUGAUCCGCAUAGUUUAAUAUCAGGAGGUAACUCAUUCCAUAGUUUUGCUAUACGAUACUUAAAGGAUUUCUGUCCCUUUACACUUGUAAAAAGUGGUAAAUUUAGCUGGUCAGAUUGUCUAGUUGUCCUUCUGCUGACAGCUUCUCUUGUAGUAAAUAGAGAGCUCAGGUAGUUGGGUGCCAAUCCGUUCAUACAUUUAAAUGCGAGCACUGCGUCCCGGUAAAAUAAGUGCUUUUUCACCGGGAUCCAUUGUAAUUCCUUUAGGAUUGGGGUCACGUGAUCAUACUUCCGGAGUCCGCCAAUGAUACGUGCCGCAAAAUUCUGCACUGACUGAAGUUUCUUAAUGUUUCCCUCGGAUGUCGUGGACCAGACAGAUGAGCAGUAGAAGAGUUUACUAAACACCAGUGAAUUAAUGAUUGUAAUAAGUAAUUCUUUAUUAAAGACAUGCUUAACUCGGUUAAUUUGUCCUAGGGCAGACAUGCAUUGAGCUGACACUUUAAUGAUGUGUUCAUUAAAAUUGAGAUUGCGAUCGAAAGUUACACCCAGGUCCUUUAUCGAUUCGUUUGGAGUAAGUGCUUUGCCCAGUAAGGAGAGUUGAAAACAUUCUGGUAGUUUGGCGACCAUUUGUCUGCUUCCGUAAACCAUUAGUUGAGUUUUACCUGGAUUUAUUAGUAAAAGAUUUUGGAAGCACCAAUUUCGGAUUCUCUCGAGAUCUUCAUUUAUAAACAACAUAGUUGAGUCGCACUCUUUGGCUGAAAAGCACAUGUACAUUUUUGUGUCAUCCACAUAACUUUCAGUAGGGCACUUACUAGUUAUUGAGGGUAAGUCAUUGACAUAUAUGCUAAACAGCAAGGGUCCCAAAAUGCUUCCUUGAGGUACGCCACUUUCCAAAUUUAAAGCUUCGGAUAGUGUGGAAUUAAUACGGACAGACUGGUAUCGAUUGGUCAGAUAACUCGUGAACCAGUUUAGGGCUUCAAAAGACAGCCCAACAUCUUUGAGUUUGCUAAUCAGAAUGUCAUGGUCCAAGCUGUCAAAUGCUUUGGACAUAUCCAGUAAAACAACUGCGGUCAGUUUUUUAUCAUCAAUUGCCUUUAGAAUUACAUCAGUUGUCUUUAUUAAUGACGUUUCGGUAGAGUGCCAUUGUUUAUUGCCGCUUUGAUUGACUGCAAGACGAUUAUGGGACAGGAGGUAGGGCAUCAGUUGGUUUAAAGCCACCUUUUCACAAACCUUAGACAGGAUUGGUAAUAGCGAUAUAGGCCGAUUAUUAUCAGCUAGGUCAUGAUCACGGUCGCUACUUUUCGAAAUCGGGAUUAUUUCGGCUUGCUUCCAACGACUAGGAAAUGAUUCAUCAGCAAAGGAGGCGUUAAUAAUAGACGUUAAAGGCGUUAAGAUAUGUACAAGACAGUCUCUGAUGACUUUUAGAUGAAUUCUGUCGAUGCCGGGGGCCUUCGCUAAUGGCAUGGCUAAGAUUAUCUGGUUCACUUCCUCCUGUGUGACUGCAUGGAAUGUAAAUUGGUCAGCAAGGGGGAUACUUCUGGGAACAAAAAGCGACCGAUUUAAAUCGUAAUUAAAUUAAUUAGCCAAACAAUGAAUUUCUUCAACAGUGUUUUGUCCAACUGAACAAAAGAAAUCAUUAAAGUCGUUAGCAACGAUCUUUUCUUCUUUCGAAAAGGGCUUAGUGCUUGUUACUUUCUUUGGUAUGCACGAACGAAUUACUUUCCAUAAACAAUUGGAAUCGUUCGGAUUAUCUUUUAUCUGCUUAGCUACGUAUUCCCUCUCGGCCUUUCUCAAUCUUUGUUUAACUUCACGCUUUAGGUUUCUAUAUGAUGACCACGCAUCAGGAUCAUUUGUUUUGCUGGCAUGUCUACGCCAGUUGUCUCUAGUUUUCAUUAAUAACUUAAUCUCGUCUGUUACAAAAGGAUUUGGACGAGUUCUCAACCUUACUCGCCUAAUUGGAGCUUGUUGUUCCAAAAUUGGGUCAAAAAGCAAAUGAAAAGCGUUUAGUUUUCCGUCAACGUCAUCGAAAUUUUCUAUCACUGACCACGGCGCUUCGGCAAUAUUACUCGCGAAUACACUGGCAUCAUAAUGUUUAUAACUGCGUCUUAUUACAUAAACCGGUUUCGCGCGACGGCUCUUAAGGUUUAGUGUUAUAGAGACCAAAUCAUGGUCACUGAUUGAGACUGGUUGUACUCCAGAGGACUUUACCAAGUGCAUAUUUGAAACUAGAAUAACAUCUAUUAAGGUUUUAGAUAAAUUGGUACAUCUUGUAGGCUGUUUUAUUACCUGUGUAAGAUUGAAGGCCAGGCAGAAAUCCAAAAGGGGUCUAGCGUUGCCAUCACUGGUAUCAAGAACAUUACAAUUUAGAUCACCCAAAAUAAAGAUAUCUUUGCUUAAUGUCAUGGCCGAGAUGAACGAUUCACUCAAUUCCUGGUCAAAACAAUCCAAUGAACAGUCAGGUGGUCUAUACGCCGUGCAAACAAUAAAAGAUUUAUGUUUGUUAAUUUGAAUACUAAGCCAUAGUUGAUGGAACCCACCGCUUGAUAUCGACGAUAAUUUACUUAGCUGUUUGACUUCGUAGAUCUCCUUUACAAAUACGCACACGCCACCGCCAGUUUUAUUUUUUCUGUCGAGGCGCUUUAUAGUAUAGCCUGGGAUUACUAUUUCACUAUCGUGAACUGAUCCAUUUAACCAUGUUUCAGAGAGUUAGAAUAUCAAAGUCAUUGUCGCAUGGCUGUUUUCCAUGGCUGUUUUCCAUCUUUUUCUCCGCAGUUUGCACUUUCCCGCCCAGUUCCAUCAAAGUUUCUUUCAAUGUUUUAAUAUCUUUCUGUAUCUGUCCACAAUCAUGACAUUUCACUUUCCUAUAUCCACAUACUUCAGUCUCGUGAUGGACCUGGUUUUGCUUGUUAAUCUCCAUGCCACAAUUUUCAUUUGAACAAAACACAGGAGCAAACCGGCUCGCAAUUGGCAACAUGAGUUUGGAGACCUUCAACACAAGUAAACUCAGGACAUCCUCGACUGGCAUAAUCACAAUUAAUCUUCAGUUUAGACAACAUGUUAUUCAACACACGUGGCCGACGAAGCGUAUCAGCACUUAAAUGUUCAUUACAUUCGGGGCAAGUUUGAGAAUUUACUUUCAGAUGUUCAAUGACACAGGCAAGACAAAAGAUGUGUUCAUUAUUUCUACACAUCCUUGGUUCUUUAAGAACAUUGUAGCAGAUCGAGCAAUGAAAGUUUUCGUCGACAUCUUUCUCAAACCUGUUAUCGUCGUAGCCAUGUUUCUCUUCCGUUGGGCAACAAGCCAUUAUUUACAGUUGACAAAACCUUGCUCUGCUUUCCAUUGUAACGGAAUAGAUGUACUAAAGAGAUUUCUUUGUAAGGUUUAUCUUACAUUGUAAAGAAACUAUAUCAAAACCAAGAAACAGAAGAGGAGGUUUGAAACACUUUUGCUUUCGCUGUGGUCUGAUUUUGCAAUAACAAACCUUGAUUAUACAACAAAUACUUGGAAAUUUGACAUUAUAGGAUCAUAGGAAGUGACAUCACUUCACUACUUGUUUUAAUAUUUCCCAUGCACAAUUUGAUGCCUAUACAUAAUUUCUAAGCUGAUGCCCGAGUUAAAAUUCUCUUUGAAAUAUGAAUAGUACUACUCCGGCUUUAUGUAUGAAAUGCAAAUAUGCUCAUUGUUGUGUUUAAUAAUUGAUGAAGAAAACGCAAAGUAAAUAAUGACUAUGUAGGGGCUUGACACCUGCAAAAUCCUGCUGAUUUAAAUUCGUUUUUCAUAUUUUAUACCGCAGCAAGUAAACAUCAUGCAUGCUGUGUAUAUAAUUACAAAAAACACGUACGCAAUUUACACAGGACUUACAUGAU